AUGCUCUCCCGGCGCAUCGCAGCGGCCCGUCCGCUCCCUACCACCGUCCUGCGCUCGACCGCCGUCCCGCACUUGACCCAGCGCCGCACCGCCCUCACCGCACACGAGCGCGCCGAGCUCGCCGACCCCAACCAGAACGGCGGCUACAUCAACCCGCCCCGCGAGAACCGCAACAGCCGCGACCCCUACGCCGGCUGGUGGGACCAGCAGGACCGCCGCAACUACGGCGAGCCCUGCCACGAGGACCACGACAUCCUCGGCGCCCUCUCGCUGCACAACUACGACCACUUCACCCCCGGCUGGGGAGCUGUCCUGCUCGGCACCUUCGUCGCCACCGUCCUGGGCCUGUGUGUCGCCGUGAACCAGAUCUACCCCGACAAGGUCAGCGCCCCCAAGACAUAUCCAGAUGGUCUGGAGGCUGAGCUUGGCGGAAAGGGUGCUGUCCCGGCCAGGAAGCCCGGCGCGGAAUGGUAG
This is a messenger RNA of Ascochyta rabiei, 474 nucleotides long. RefSeq lists its product as uncharacterized. The coding region runs from base 1 to 474 and encodes 157 amino acids. Gene Ontology annotation, cellular component: mitochondrion. The record is from RefSeq and is a predicted model, not a curated record. Lineage: Eukaryota; Fungi; Ascomycota; Dothideomycetes; Pleosporales; Didymellaceae. The transcript is spliced from 2 exons.